This is a messenger RNA of Lichtheimia ornata, 681 nucleotides long. RefSeq lists its product as uncharacterized. The record is from RefSeq and is a predicted model, not a curated record. NCBI's taxonomy places the organism in Eukaryota, Fungi, Mucoromycota, Mucoromycetes, Mucorales, Lichtheimiaceae. The transcript is spliced from 2 exons. The coding region runs from base 1 to 681 and encodes 226 amino acids.
AUGUCUGUCAAUGACGAAGGACCUGCUCCUCCUCCUCCUACACCCAAGGCCAUUCAACCACCUGCAUAUCCAGCACCGAAUGACGUUCGAUACACAGCUGUUCCACCUACAUUACCAUUAUCAGACGAAGAGGACGAUCAACAACAUCGACCCAAUGUCACUCAUUUUCCCGGAGGACGUGCCAGCUUAAGUGUCCCUAGUCGUUUAGCGUUAAUGACGGGUGUAUCAAGUUUUUGGGGCUUUUGUCUUGGAUCGUAUCUUGGUGGACGACAAUCCGGUUUACAGUAUCUUGCCGAGAACGCACAUCGAUUGCCGACAACGGUGCAAGGCUGGUACUUUUAUCACAAGACCAAGAAUUACCGGAUGAUGUUGGGUGGUAUCAAACGUGGCAUGCUCUAUGGUGGACGUACAGGUGCUCUUUGUUUGAUGUAUGGAUCCGUGGAAUCAACGCUUGAUAGGAUACGUGGGGAGGAUGAUAUAUUGAAUUCCGUGGCUGCUGGUAUGACUUCGGGUGUUGUCUUUUCUGCCAUGACCAAAUUGACACGAGGAAGUGUACGUUACGCUGUCAAAGCUGGCUUGCUUUUCGGUCUAGUCGCUGGUGGAUUAUCAGAUUUACAUCGCACGUUGGCUGGCAACCCUCCACCUUAUGCAAGAUCCAUUCAAUCCAAAUUUAGUUCAUGA